AUGCUCUUCCACGAAGACGAAGCGGUCCAGUUCCCAUGGCCGGUUCAGGAGACGGCGGUGCUCACGGCUGGGGAUAUACAGGAGUUGUUGUCCCUCCUCCAAUCAGGAGACGAACCAGAUCACACGAGCAGCCCAAGCUCCGGUUCGCAAGGGUCCAGCCGGGAGGUUUACUCCAAUGACGAGAGGAAGCGCAGGCGGAUGCAGUCGAACCGGGAGUCAGCCCGACGAUCCCGCUGGAGAAAGAAGAGACAUUUAGAGAACCUGAACAGCCAAGUGAACCGCUUCUCAGUCGAAAACCAACAGCUCAAAAACCGGCUAGGCCUGGCCUUGUAUCAACUCCGAGUAGCAUGCUCAGAGAAUGAACGCCUGAGAACCGAAUCCGUGGCCCUCAUGGCGAGACUUUCUGAUCUAUAUUUGAUUUUAGGCUCCGUGCAUUCCCAAUAG
This is a messenger RNA of Neltuma alba, 444 nucleotides long. Its product is annotated as basic leucine zipper 4-like. Gene Ontology annotation, molecular function: DNA-binding transcription factor activity; transcription cis-regulatory region binding. The record is from RefSeq and is a predicted model, not a curated record. Bases 1 to 444 code for a protein of 147 amino acids. Gene Ontology annotation, biological process: positive regulation of DNA-templated transcription. Lineage: Eukaryota; Viridiplantae; Streptophyta; Magnoliopsida; Fabales; Fabaceae. The transcript has a single exon. Gene Ontology annotation, cellular component: nucleus.